Messenger RNA from Hippocampus zosterae (dwarf seahorse), 1033 nucleotides. RefSeq lists its product as uncharacterized. The transcript is spliced from 10 exons. NCBI's taxonomy places the organism in Eukaryota, Metazoa, Chordata, Actinopteri, Syngnathiformes, Syngnathidae. The record is from RefSeq and is a predicted model, not a curated record. Bases 162 to 800 code for a protein of 212 amino acids.
UGGCUCACCUGGGCCUGUAACUGUAUCCUCUCUGGUCAGGGUAUGGCGGCAUCACCAAUAUUGGACACCAUCUACGUCUCGGCAGUAAUGGACAUCUUGCUGGCAAAUAUGGUUAUGGAAGAAUACCCCACGAAGUGCAACCUGUUGGGUUUGACCCUCAGAUGAGGUCUCCUGGUGCCGGACAAUACGGUCAUGCGGCUUUACCUUAUCACUCGGGUCUUCUUGGAUUUGGACCAAAUGUGAACUAUGGUGGUGUUGACGGUUCCUAUGGGUCACAAGGCCUCGGAGGUGAAGGGAAGCCUGCCGGGAAACAUGUGGAUAAUCUGCCACUUCACCAGAGCCAGCCUCUGCAAGCUCCUUCUGACAGCCGAUCAGGUUCACCUUAUGAACCCCAGCCAGGUACAGCUGAGAACGCCAACGCGGGAGGCGAUCCAAACCUGUCGCGAGUGGGCGAGGGCAUCGCGAGUAAUAAAUAUGAAAAUGUGGGUUACAUAAGUGGAAGCAAACUGCAGCCAGAAGUCAUUUCACUUCCAGCGGCACCCACUCCCUCGUCGCCCGACUCAGUCUUCACACCAGCGCAAACAGACGACCUAUCUUCAGACCUCCCGGGCACUGGCAACCUCGCCUUCAAUUCGGAGGCGGACGGGCGGGCUGCCGCCCAAGGGUCAGAACAGCCCGACGACCCAGCGCAGAUCCCGCGGCAGCUUAACAUCCAGCAGCACCUCAAACUGCAAUUUCACCCUCAAGGCAAGAGACACAAAUUCAAUUGGUUUAAAACAAAACAAAAAACUAAUUUUUGACACUUGCCUUCAGGAUCAAAGAACGCAAAAUAUGACCUAACUGGCUUCUUUGGAAACGGUGGCUACCAAGGUUAACGCUGCUGUCAUCACUUCAUUCCUCUGUGUCAUUGUACAAUAGUUGUCCUCACUUGCAGAUUGUAUAAUUUUAUUUACUCCUUUAUAUUGUUCGACUUUUUUUUAUGGAUUGAGUUGCCAUAUUAUCUGUAUUAUUUUUUAUAAAAAUAUACCUCUGA